Molecule: messenger RNA, 3738 nt
Organism: Hydra vulgaris (swiftwater hydra)
Lineage: Eukaryota; Metazoa; Cnidaria; Hydrozoa; Anthoathecata; Hydridae
Product: protein transport protein Sec31A
Biological process (GO): intracellular protein transport; endoplasmic reticulum to Golgi vesicle-mediated transport; COPII-coated vesicle cargo loading
Cellular component (GO): COPII vesicle coat; endoplasmic reticulum exit site
Molecular function (GO): structural molecule activity; protein binding
Source: RefSeq, a predicted model, not a curated record
ACAUGUUUUACUUUGUUUAAAUCAAUAUAUUAUUUUAUUUCUAUGUUUAUCUAGCUGGUAAGUGUAUUAUUAAAGCAAAAAAAAUCGUUCAAACAUGAACAUUAAACAAAUUAAUAGGACAGCUAAUGUAGCCUGGAGUCCAAAAGAACAAUAUCCUGUGUAUCUAGUUGCUGGAACUGCUGCUCAACAAUUAGAUGCAACAUUUAACACAUCAGCAACAUUGGAAAUUUAUCAUGUGGAUAUUGAAAAUAAUGAGCUUGAUAUGCCAGUGGUGGGUUCAUUGGACAUAGAACAAAGGUUUCACAAACUACUUUGGUCUGAAUUUGGGUUUUCUUCAGAGUAUUUAAAUGGAUUGAUAGUUGGUGGUACAGAUAGUGGUGAUGUGUGUGUAAUUGAUGCAUCUGCUGUGAUAUCUAGAAAAAAUAAAUCAUGUAAUGUUCAUACUCUUAGUGAUCACACAGGGCCUGUACAAGCUUUAGACAUAAACAAAUUUCAAAGUAAUCUCAUAGCAUCUGGAUCAUCCAAUUCAGAAAUAUUAAUUUGGGAUCUAAAGCAUCCAGAGCAACCACUAUCUCCAGGAACUAAAACAACUCCGCUAGAUCAAAUCAGUUGCUUAGCUUGGAAUAAUCAAGUGCAACAUAUUUUAGCGUCAAGUACACCAACUGGCAGAGUUGUUAUUUGGGACCUGAAAAAGAGUGAGCCAAUUAUUAAAAUUGGUGAUCAAUCAGCAAUGUUUCAUUACAAAUCAAUUGCAUGGCAUCCAGAUGUGUCUACUCAAAUUUUGAUUUCAAAUGAAGAUGAUCGAUAUCCAGUUAUCCAAAUGUGGGACUUAAGGUUUGCAUCUUCCCCAAUAAAGGUGUUGGAGGGACAUUCAAGAGGUAUUCUAUCGUUGACUUGGUGUCCACAAGAUUCAGAUUUAGUUAUGAGUUGUGGCAAGGAUAAUCGAAUAUUGUGUUGGAAUCCUAAUAGCCAGUUAGCGAAUGAUAUAGUUUAUGAAUUACCAACAAUGUCUCAGUGGACAUCUGAUGUUAGUUGGUGUCCUCGUAUACCAGGCAUUAUUGCCUCUUCAUCAUUUGACGGUCAUGUCACUAUAAGUUCUGUUAUGGGAGGCUCACAUCAAGUGCAAAAACAACAGCAACAUAGUCAAAUUUCAGAUUCAUUUGGAAUUCAAAAAGAAGAUUUUACACCAAAUUUAAUGCAUCAACCAACAACAGUUAUAGUCCAGCCAUUAAAAAAACCACCCAAGUGGAUGAGACGUCCUUGUGGUGCUUGUUUUGCAUUUGGUGGUAAGAUAGUUUCUUUUGGUACAUUUGAUGAAAAAAAAGUUUAUAUUAGUCAAGUAGUAACAGAAAAUGAGCUCUUAAUUCGAUCACAUGAACUUGAAAGUUCAUUAAUUAGUGGCAACCUAUUGGAGUAUUGUGAACAUAAGAUCUCAGUUGAGUCUGCACAAAAUGAGAAAAUGCUGUGGCAGUUUUUGAAAAGCAACUUGGGAAAUGAACCAAGAAUGGAGUUUUUAAAACUCUUAGGUUAUGAUCCAUUAGCACUUGCUCAAAAGAUAUCUACACUAAGUCAUUCUGAAGUUCCAGUUAAGAAUGAAACAUUGCAAGGGAUAAAUCCUACAGAAUUAGCAUCCAAGAUAGAGUUAUUAAAAACAAGAAAUUUUGAUAAUAAUAAAAAGCAUCUGGAAAGUGGAGGGACAUCACCCAUAAUGGGUCGAAAGACUCCAAUAAGUGAUGGAAGUCAUGAUGAUAUAGUGACUGAAUAUCAGGAGGAACAAGAAAUAACAGAAGUAAUAAAAGAUUCAAAACUGUUUGCUAUACCUACUGGAGAUGAUGCAGAUGGCCUAAUUUGUCAAGCCUUGUUGACUGGAAACUUUGAUGCUGCAGUGGAGAUUUGUUUUAAAAACAAUAAAAUGGCGGAUGGAAUAUUAUUAGCAAUUGCUGGUGGACCUGACCUGUUUACAAGAACUCAAAAAAAUUAUCUUGAGCGUCAAUGCAAUUCCACGACUAAGUUAAUUUCUGCUGUUGUCAAUCGUGACUGGAGAAAUAUUGUUGAAAAAUCAAAUAUUGAAAACUGGAAAGAAGCCCUCUCAGCUUUAGUUACAUAUAGUAAAGCUGAGGAGUUUUCUGAAUUGUGCUCUAUUCUUGGUGGUCGACUGGAAAAUGAAAUUAAAGAUUACAAUUCUGCUCUUGUUUGCUAUAUAUGUGCAGGUGAUGUGGAAAGUUUAGUGGCAUGCUGGAAUCAUUCUUUGGUUGCAGAAAUUAAGGAUCAUUCCUCUGUAAACACUGAACUGAUGUUACAAAACCUUAUUGAGAAAGUCAUGAUAUUAAAAAAAUCAACUGAAAAUGAACGAUAUAAGCCAGCAGUUAAUCAAACUUCAAAUGUGGCAGAAAUGUUAUGUAAAUAUGCUCUUCUACUUUCAUCACAAGGCAAUCUACAAACAGCAAUGUCGUAUUUAUCAUUCAUUUCAAAUCAAGCUGUUGAGAUACUAAAGGAUAGAAUAUUCCAUUCAUCUGGGACUUUUUGUGUUAAUCCACCUUCUUUUCCGUUUGAGCGUAUUAAUGUAACAGCUCAUCUAGAAGUUUCUUCAAAGACUUACUUUCAGACACAUUCCAAUAAAGUACAUCAAGCAACGUUAAAACAGCAGUUUAGCCCAGUUGAACCAAAUUAUUCUGGUUUGUAUAAUUCUGCUACUGUUGCUCAUUCUAUUUCAACUGUAUCUAAUAACCAAUCAGGUGCUUACCAAACACCUGCAUUCAAUUCAUUAACAUCCUCCACUAUAAUAAAUGCCAACCCUCUACCUGCUAAAGCACAGUAUUCUCAUCAAACUGCUUUCAACCAACAACUAGCUGAAAAUAGUAGUUCAUUGAAUCAAAUGCCAAACAAUUUUUUAUAUAAUCCACCUCCACAAAAUACAAACUUUAGUUCUCCUUCGCCACCUGUAAGCAAAGUUUACAAUCCAACAAUUAUGCAACCAACAAAAACAGAUUUUGCACCACCGCCAACUGGUGCAAUGGGCUACCGAUUAAAUUUUAAGACUUCUAAACCAGAAUCUGUCAACCAACCAUCUCCAACGCUUCAGCAAUCUGUGAAUUUAUAUAAUCCAUCGUUUCAAGAGCCCUCUUUAAAUGUGCCUACUUUACCUUCAAAUCCUAUGAUUCCAUCAAAUCCUAUGGCUUCUUCAAAUCCUAUGAUUCCAUCAAAUCCUAUGAUUCCAUCAAAUCCUAUGGUUUCUUCUCCUGUUCAAUCACAACCAGAACCAAUUAAAAAAGAGGAGUUUAUUAAAGCUCCUAUACCUAAGGAACAUAUGGUUGUGCCGGAUACAUUUGACUCAAUUGUAAUUCGCUGUAAAAAUGCUUGUAAUAAUCCACAAACAAAACGAAAAAUAGAAGAUGUUAAUAGAAAAUUGGAUAUCUUGUAUGACUUGUUGCGAGAAAAUAAAGUUUCUCCAAGUGUUUUAAGCGGUUUGCAUCAAAUGGUUCAAGCUUGUCAAGUUGGUAAUUACAUCGUUGGAAUACAAAUUCAUACUCACAUGAUUUCUACAGGAAAUUUUUCUGAAAUUAGUUCAUUUAUGCCGGGUCUUAAAACUUUAAUGCAAAUUGCUGGGCAACUCAAAGUCUAAUUACCAUGUUGUUAAUAAUAAAUAAAUUUUUAACAAAUCAAUUCUAGCAACUUUUUUAAAAGUACAGGUGUAACACAUUUAAAUAUUUUAAUGUAAAAUCAUCGCAAACAUUGCAA